This is a messenger RNA of Marmota monax (woodchuck), 3200 nucleotides long. It is a transcript of the gene Cfl2, whose product is annotated as cofilin 2. The record is from RefSeq and is a predicted model, not a curated record. Gene Ontology annotation, molecular function: actin filament binding. Gene Ontology annotation, biological process: cell motility; actin filament fragmentation; actin filament severing. Lineage: Eukaryota; Metazoa; Chordata; Mammalia; Rodentia; Sciuridae. Gene Ontology annotation, cellular component: cytoplasm; actin cortical patch; actin cytoskeleton. The transcript is spliced from 4 exons. The coding region runs from base 143 to 643 and encodes 166 amino acids.
CGCCAGCCCCGCCGCCUCCUCGGGGCUGCAGCUCCCGGCGUGCCCCGCACUCGCAGCCGCCUGCCUGCCCGCCUGCCCCUCCUUCUCCUCCUCCCAGAUCCACGGAGCCGGAGCAGCUGCCGCAGUCACAGCCGCGGGCACUAUGGCAUCUGGAGUUACAGUGAAUGAUGAAGUCAUCAAAGUUUUUAAUGAUAUGAAAGUAAGGAAAUCUUCUACACAAGAGGAGAUCAAAAAAAGAAAGAAAGCAGUUCUCUUCUGUUUAAGCGAUGACAAAAGACAAAUAAUUGUAGAGGAAGCAAAGCAGAUCUUGGUGGGUGACAUUGGUGAUACUGUAGAGGACCCCUACACAUCUUUUGUGAAGUUGCUACCUCUGAAUGAUUGCCGAUAUGCUUUGUACGAUGCCACAUACGAAACAAAAGAGUCUAAGAAAGAAGACCUAGUAUUUAUAUUCUGGGCUCCUGAAAGUGCACCCUUAAAAAGCAAGAUGAUUUAUGCUAGCUCUAAAGAUGCCAUUAAAAAGAAAUUCACAGGUAUUAAACACGAGUGGCAAGUAAAUGGCUUGGAUGAUAUUAAGGACCGAUCAACACUUGGAGAGAAAUUGGGAGGCAAUGUAGUAGUUUCACUUGAAGGAAAACCAUUAUAAAAUGACCAUCAAGUGCCAUCUGGAUCUUAAGGGGUUUCAUUUCUCCAGCUCAGUCCAUUGGAAUAGCAUUAGGUGUUUUUUCAUUUUUUUUUUUUUUUUCCCUUUCCUCUGGGCCCUUCCAACACAGUGAAUGAAGGAGAUAUCAUUCAUUUAAGCAGCCUGUCAGUGAUUGCCAUUAGACUCUUCAAAAUGGUUAUUUUUAUGUAGAAGGAAUGCCUUCCUGUCUUUAUUUUAGCCAAAACAACUGGUUAUAUGCCUCCUUUGCAGCAAGCACUACAAUGAAUGUGAUUGUCAAUGUGAAUAGUCUAGAAUACUGCAAAGGGUAAGCAGAUUGAAUGCCUUGAAAGUAUUAUCCACUGGUCAGAUGGUGAACUUUUUUCAGUAUUAUUAUAGUUGCACUUGAUUGUAGUUCUGUGAGGCGCUGGAGCAUUCAUACACCUCACCUGCCUUGGCAAGCCUUCUUUUGUGACAUGGCAGCACGAAUAUAACACUAUGCAUUAAAAGCACUUUUGUUUUUUAAAUGAGUUUAAUCCCCCCAAAGGAAUGCCAAUUAAGUUUCAUUAACUGUGUCAUCAAUUUAUCCUAGUACCUCAGUGUUCAUUCCUAUUACCUACAUAUCUUCUUAAAAGAAAUAUCUGUUAUUAAUGCCUUUUUGUUUUCCAUUGAGUGUACACUACUGAAUAAGUGUAGGAGUUUUAUGUUUACCAUGUGAGUCUUGCGACACUAAAGAUAUUUUGAAUAUCAGUCAUGAUGGCAAUUUCUGUAUAAAAGAGCCUUAAAUGGAACAUUGUUUUGAGAUCAAACUCCCCAUCCUCACAAAAAUGGCCACGUUGCAAUAAAAAUUGUGGCAUGUUACAGAACGUUGCCUUGUUUUCCUUGGAAAUUUUGCAAAAUAUUACGUAGAACCACUUUUAGGGUAAACAGCUAUAAAUUUCUGCACUGGUCAUUUGAGAACUUUUUUUGUACAACAUUCAUGCAUGAUAUUUUCCAGAUUUGUUGGAUUUCUUUGGUUUAAACAAUAUUCUAUCCUUAAAGACACCUAAUAUAAAAUACCAUUAGUAAAGAGUGGUACUUUUUUAAACAUGUUUAUUUAUUUCUUUAUGUGGUAAUAUGGAGAGCAGUUUUUUUUUGUUUUUUUGGCUUUUGGUUUUUGCACUUUGACAUAAAUAUCCUCAAUAUCUCAUUUGUUCUCCAGUUAUUUUUUUAUUCACAUUUACACUUAGAAAUAAUUGAGUAGAAGCAGCAGGAAAUUUUUGUUGCUUAUUGGGUCAAAAUAAUAAUUUGUUAAAUGUCCUUCAAAAGUUUAAUGCUUCUGAUAUUUAGAAAUAUUCAUUUUUACUACUGUAAUAGAAUUAGAAAAGAAUUGGUAGUCUUAAACAUUACUGGUGGGAUUUGGCAGUGGUCCAGAUUGCUCUCCUUAUAGAGAAUUUGAUCUACUCAGUGUGAGCAGUUUGCUGUUAGCCAGAGCUAUUUAUGGCAAACACAUGCUUUUGUAUCUUGUCAUAGUUAUCCACAAAUGGCAAAACUGGACUUGAUUCUACUGGUAUGCAAAAUAGGCAUGCUAGUAAGCAGUGAAUUGUGGCUCAGAACUUAAGUCCAUGUUUCUGAAGAAUGCUUUUGUCAGAAAAAAAGAAAUGGAACUAUCCCUUUUUAAAUAUUUUUUAAAAGUAUUUAGAAGUAAUUUGAGUUUAAUUAGGGUUUUUUUCGUAUUUUUAAAAGUUUUUAGAUAAGAACAUUAAAAAGAUUAUGUGUCUAGGCUUCUAUUUAAAACUGUAUGAAUGGCUUGGGAUCUUUUUCGCACUGAGCAAUUUUAUUUCAGAUUUCCAACUGUCCAUGUGAGUUGUCUUAGACAUUUUGAUGACUUUUUGGAAAGGCCAAAUUUUUAAUAAUCAAAGCAGGAGAAUGCUAAUAUAUACUAAACCCUAUGUGUAACAUACUUGCACCAUGGCAUUUUUCAUUAUUUCCUCAUCCUAGAAAAUAAGGGAUUUCUUAAAAAACAAAUCAGUUAUCAGAGUAUCUUUGAUCUUUAUAACUAAUUCCUUGACUUCUUUAUAUGCGCUUUAAUAAUUUCAGAGAUUAAAUAACUUCUUUAAACUACAAUAUUUUGAUUUGUUAGAUUGACAAAAUAGAUAUUAACAUAGUUAUUUUAUAUAUAUAUAUAUAUAUAUAUAUAUAUAUAUAUAUAUAUAUAUAUUAGUUUUAGCUGGACAUAAUAUCUUUAUUUUUAUGUGGUACUGAGUAUCAAACCCAGUGUUUCACACAUGCUAGGCAAGCGCUUUACUGCUGAGCCACAACCCCAACCCUAGUUAAGUUCAUCUUUGAAAUAUAUCUUUGUGCACAGAGCUAAAAAUUAUGAUAUCAUUAAUAAUAGAUCACAUGUUGAGACUAAUUUGGCAUUUGAAAUGAUCAUUUUUAUUUUAUAAUCAUUUAUAAUGAAACAAUGUUCCAGUUAGCUUUAAAAUAUAUACGGUGCUAAUUAGUAAAAUAUAUUAAAGACAGUAUUUUACUGCUAGCUUGCAAAAUUAUAAGUGUUUAAAAAAUAAAAUACAUGAAAAUA